UUAUUAAGAGGCGCAAGUGUGGUGAAACUCCAACUGCAAUAGCUAGAUUCUAUGAUAUUGGACAAGCUACAGUCUAUGACGUUAUGAAAAACAAAGACAAAAUCGAAAAAUUUAUGAAAUCUGUAGAUGAUUCUAGGGACAGAAAAACCCUUAAAAUGAGUGAAUUCCUUGAAGUUGAAGAAGCUCUGUACAUCUGGUUUAAGCAACAACGAAGCAGACAUGCUCCUAUUUUAGGUGACAUUUUAAAAAUUAAAGCUCAAUUUUUUUUGAGGAAUUGACAAAGAAAACUGAUUUUCGUGCUAGUCACAGCUGGUUCAAAAACUUCAAAAAAUGGUAUGGAUUACAAUUUUUGCAGAUGAGUGGAGAAAAGUUGAGUGCAGAUGAGUCUGAGGUAUCUGAAUUUAUUCAGACUUUAAGCAAGAGGAUCACUGAAUUAGACCUAACUCCUGAACAACUUUAUAAUGCUGAUGAAACUUGUCUAAACUGGCGGCAACUUCCAACAAAGACAAUUAUCACUCCAGAAGAAAAAAAAGUUUCUGGUAGAAAACUUCAGAAAGAACGUAUCACUCUCAUAGUAUGCGCGAAUGCAUCAGGAACCCACAAGUUAAAACUGCUAGUUGUGGGUAUGUCCAAAAAACCUCGUGCCCUCAAAAGUGUUAAAAUAUUGACACUAUCAGUUACGUACAUGUACCAAAACUGUGCGUGGGUGACAAAAGAAGUUUUUCUGGAUUGGUACAAGAACAACUUUGUCCUGCAAGUUAAAGAUGAACUAAGAAAAAAACUGCCAAAGAAAGCUCACCUCUUGUUAGACAAUGUUCCAGGACAUCCUGAUAAGGAUGAAUUAAAAAUCAAAACUGCCAAUCAGGACUGUGGAGUCUGAGUCGUGGAGUUUUGGUGUUUUAGCCAGAGUCGUCAAAAAAUCCGCCGACUCCAAUUCCUUUUCUUUUUUUUUA
Molecule: messenger RNA, 953 nt
Organism: Centruroides sculpturatus (bark scorpion)
Lineage: Eukaryota; Metazoa; Arthropoda; Arachnida; Scorpiones; Buthidae
Product: jerky protein homolog-like
Exons: 1
Coding region: 356-880 (174 amino acids)
Cellular component (GO): nucleus
Molecular function (GO): DNA binding
Source: RefSeq, a predicted model, not a curated record